Molecule: messenger RNA, 2257 nt
Organism: Salvia miltiorrhiza (redroot sage)
Lineage: Eukaryota; Viridiplantae; Streptophyta; Magnoliopsida; Lamiales; Lamiaceae
Biological process (GO): protein K48-linked deubiquitination
Molecular function (GO): cysteine-type deubiquitinase activity; K48-linked deubiquitinase activity
Source: RefSeq, a predicted model, not a curated record
AAAAAAUCUGUUUUCCUUACACAACUUCAAUUUUGGGAUUCAGUCAUGCUGCGUCGUAUUGAGUGUUAUGAUAUGGGAUGGGCCAUGCAUGCCAAAAAACCUGUAUGAAGUAAUAUAUUCCAUUUUGUAAGGUUUCGUGUUAGAACCUCAGAACCUACAUAUUUUUUUUCCUCUAUGGUAUUCUUUUGGUAAAGAUGGAAGCUAUGGUUGAGAGUUAUCUGGAAGCUAUGGGUUGAGAGUUAUCACCGUAUAUAAUACUGAUAACUUGAAGUCAACUCGCCGUAAUUUCUUAAGCCCUUUAUCUGGAAACUAUUAAUAAGGAGAUGGAUGGAUAGUUGAUAUUCAGUCUCUACUAGGGGAACCAUUUUAACAUACUUUUCCUUCAAAAGCUUGGGCUUUUAGGGAAAAGAAGUAAUUAUUCCCUUUUACUAAUUAUUGCGUGUUUAAAACCUGAGGGAUAUAGAACUAUUAAACACUUCUCAGAUGAAGUCCUUUUCAUACUUGAAGCAUUAGGUUUGCUUGAGAACAUGGAUCUGCCAAUCAGGUUUCUUAUUUCCUUUUUCCCGUUCAGCAUGAAUCUUUAUUUCAUGAUCCUAAUUUUCUCCUAACAGCAGAUUCUAUUGCUAUGCAGGCAUUUGUACUUAAGCAUCUCCUGUUUUCUCCAGAAGAAGCUGUUACUGUUGCACCGAAUAUGUCAAAUUUGUCUAUGAGAAGACCGCCCAUGAAUGAAUCUGUUGCUGCAGAUAUUUUCUCAUCACUUUCGGAAGAGAAAAAGUCAAGAGCCUUGGUGAGGAGUAUGAGUGAGAUACUCUUUCUAUGUGGGCGUAGUGAAAGAGCCGUGAUAGUGUCUCUGAAUAUUGUCGGCAGUGAUUCUAUGAAGUCUGUGAAUCGUUCAGAGGAUGAGGUCAUUGCCGAAGUACUUGGAGGCCUUUCUGUUGAAUCCGGGGCUGACUUGCAGAAGGUCUUAAGAGUUGAUACCUGCACUUCAUGGUCAACUGCAAAUAAGAGGCUGGAAGCCAUGCUUCCUAUUUUUCGAAGUCGUAUGGGAGCGUUGCUUUUUCUGAUAUCCGCGUUGUUGUCUCGAGGACUGGACAACGUUCAAGAGGACAGGGACGAUCCUACACAACCAUUAGUCACUGCUCCAUUCGGGCAUGCAUCGCAGGAAAUUGUAAACCUCUUGCUUUCCGGGUGUGCCGUUCCCAAUGUGUUUGAUGGGAAGAUUGAUUUGGGUGGCGGCAUGUUUGUGAAGGGCCUUUCGACACCCGUAGAAGUCGGAUUCCUCACUCUCCUCGAGUCUCUCAACUAUUGUAAGGUUGGCCAGUAUCUGAAGUGCCCAAAGUGGCCUAUAUGGGUGGUCGGAAGCGAAUCCCAUUACACGGUCCUAUUCGCCCUCGACACCAAAGUCCAAGACGAGAACGAGUUCGAGUACAGAGAAUCACAGAUCCGGAGAGCAUUCGAUGCCCAAGAUCAGAGCGGAGGCGGUGGCUUCGUUGGCGUGGAAGGCUUCCAUCACGUCAUCAGGGAGACGAACAUCAACCUUCCAACGGAGAAAAUUGAGCAUCUCUGCAGCACGGGGUUCAUCGUAUGGAGCGAGUUCUGGCAGGUCCUUCUCGACUUAGACAAGAGCCUCGGAGGCAUGAAAGAUUCGACCGGGCUCAUGGGAAGGAAGGUCUUUGAUCUCUACCAUUUUAACGGGAUCGCGAAAUCAAUCGCCAAUGGCAGCCAAGCAUCGUGUAACGAGAGCCCGAUCCAGAGACCUAGGAUAACGAAACUGAGGGUUUCGGUCCCUCCAAGGUGGACGCCGGAGGAAUUCAUGGCCGAUUUACCCGGUGCAUCAGGGUCGGGUGCUAAGGAUUCCGGUGGCAGCGGCGAUAACUCGAGCGAAGUAUCUAAACCUCCGGCGGCCCAGCACGCGCCCCUCGUCGAUUGCAUCAGAACGCGCUGGCCCCGUUCCAUCUGCAAUUGGGAAGGGGAUGCGCCUAGCAUCGUGUGAUGGUAUGAAUUCUCUGGGAAACAGAUGGCUUUCCAUGAUAUUUUCUAGCUUACUACAACUGUUCAUGUCUGAUACAAACUACAUUUGUGCGGUGAGAAGUAUUUGUUUGAGUUUUCGGAUUUUAUGUUUUUUCAAGCGAAGAAACGAUAUAGGAUUACAUACAGCUAGCUGUUUAUCGAUGUUGUAUAAUCAGAGAAGCCUUUUGCCUUCUCAUUGUUGUUGAUUAAACGAUUUUGCAAGGAUCAGAAGUCUCUUUUCUUACAA